AGCUCGGAAUUUGCCCUUUGUGGCGCGUGUGUUUAUCGUUGAAACUCGUAUUCAAGACGUGUGCAGAAGAGUAGUUGAGAAGAGACUUCAUACAAUUUAUGUCAAAGUAAAUCGCAGACAACGAAAUCUUGUUUGUUUACUGUAGCCCAACGGCACAUUUAGUAAUUUCACAGGGAAUCUUUCAGAUUUGUAAAGCGUGUGCCGCUAGCCGGCCCUUUGCAGCCCGGCAGACAUGGCGGAUGUGACUGCUCGCAGCCUGCAGUACGAGUACAAAGCGAACUCCAAUCUUGUAUUGCAAGCAGAUCGUUCAUUGAUCGAUCGUACAAGGAGAGAUGAGCCCACUGGAGAAGUGUUGUCUCUUGUGGGGAAGCUUGAGGGGACGAAAAUGGGAGAUAAAUCCCAAAGGACCAAGCCUCAGAUGUUGGAGGAGAGACGGGCAAAGAGACGUAAGAGAGAUGAAGACAGACAUGACAUUAACAAGAUGAAAGGUUACACACUUCUUUCUGAGGGUAUUGAUGAAAUGGUAGGAAUCGUUUAUAAGCCAAAGACUAAGGAAACCAGAGAGACCUAUGAAGUCUUGCUGAGUUUUAUUCAGGCUGCACUGGGAGAUCAGCCACGUGACAUUCUCUGUGGAGCAGCAGAUGAGGUCCUUGCAGUUCUGAAAAAUGAGAAGAUGCGGGAUAGGGAAAGGCGCAAAGAAGUUGAGCAGUUGUUGGGUCCUACAGAUGACACUCGUUAUCAUGUGUUAGUGAACUUGGGAAAGAAAAUCUCUGACUAUGGUGGAGAUAAGGAUCUUCAAAAUAUGGAUGACAACAUUGAUGAAACCUAUGGAGUAAAUGUGCAGUUUGAAUCUGAUGAAGAGGAAGGAGAUGAAGAUACCUAUGGGGAAGUAAGAGAUGAGGCCUCUGACCAGGAUACUGAAGGUGAAGAGGCAGAUUUAACUUGUACGCUCACUGCUAAUUUGGGCACAACCGGAGAUGUGAUGAGUUCCAAGAAGAAAGAUCUCCACCCUAGGGAUAUUGAUGCGUUUUGGCUUCAGAGGCAACUUAGUCGCUUCUAUGAUGAUGCUAUUGUGUCUCAGAAAAAGGCAGAUGAAGUCCUGGAAAUUUUAAAGACAGCUAUUGAUGACAGAGAGUGCGAGAAUCAGCUGGUCCUUUUGCUUGGCUUUAAUACUUUUGACUUUAUCAAGAUCCUUCGACAGCACAGAAGAAUGAUUCAGUACUGUACUAUGUUAGCCAGUGCUCAGAGUGAGGCGGAGAAAGAAAGAAUUAUGAAUAAAAUGGAGUCAGACCCUGAUCUCUCCAAAGUACUGUAUCAGCUUCAAGAAACUGAGAAAGAAGAUAUAAUUCGGGAGGAGAGAUCCAGACGAGAACGGGUUCGAAAGUCCCGUGUGGAUAAUGAUUUGGAAGCUAUCGAUAUUGAUCAACAAGGAGAGUCACUAGCACCAAGGCAAGUACUAGACUUGGAGGAUUUGGUAUUCACUCAAGGCAGCCACUUCAUGGCAAACAAGCGUUGUCAGUUGCCUGAUGGGUCAUUCAGAAAGCAGCGCAAAGGAUAUGAAGAGGUUCACGUACCCGCUCUCAAACCAAAGCCAUUUGCAGAUGACGAGAUUCUUGUACCAAUAGAGAAACUUCCCAAAUAUGCACAAGCAGGGUUUGAGGGAUUUAAAACUUUAAACAGAAUUCAGAGCAAGUUGUUCAAAUCUGCCAUGGACUCUGAUGAAAACCUGCUGGUUUGCGCCCCCACAGGAGCUGGUAAAACGAAUGUAGCAUUAAUGUGCAUGUUUCGAGAAAUUGGAAAGCAUAUCAAUUUGGAUGGCACCAUUAAUGUGGAUGAUUUCAAAAUAAUCUAUGUAGCCCCUAUGAGGUCUCUCGUACAGGAGAUGGUGGGCAGCUUUAGUAAGCGCUUGGCGAGUUAUGGCAUUACUGUAUCUGAGCUUACUGGUGACCAUCAACUCUGUAAAGAAGAGAUAAAUGCAACCCAGGUCAUUGUUUGUACUCCAGAAAAAUGGGACAUCAUUACUAGGAAGGGAGGCGAACGCACAUACACCCAGCUUGUGAGACUCAUUAUAAUUGAUGAAAUCCAUUUGCUCCAUGAUGAUCGUGGUCCUGUACUAGAAUCGCUAGUUGCUCGUACAAUCCGAAAUAUUGAGAUGAUACAAGAGGAUGUACGUUUGGUUGGUCUGAGUGCCACACUCCCUAACUAUGAAGAUGUGGCCACAUUUCUUCGAGUAGAUCCUGCUAAAGGUCUCUUCUACUUUGACAACAGUUUUCGUCCAGUACCCCUUGAACAGACCUAUGUUGGUAUCACUGAAAAGAAAGCAAUCAAAAGAUUUCAGAUUAUGAAUGAGAUUGUGUAUGAGAAAAUUAUGGAACAUGCUGGCAAAAACCAGGUAUUGGUUUUUGUUCAUUCUCGCAAAGAAACUGGAAAAACUGCAAGGGCAAUUAGAGACAUGUGUUUAGAAAAAGAUACCUUGGGACUUUUUCUACGGGAAGGUUCAGCCUCCACUGAGGUCCUCAGAACUGAAGCUGAGCAAUGUAAGAAUCUGGAACUAAAAGACUUGCUACCAUACAGUUUUGCAAUUCACCAUGCUGGCAUGACCCGAGUGGACAGAACACUUGUUGAAGAUCUGUUUGCUGACAGGCAUAUCCAGGUACUGGUAUCAACUGCCACUUUGGCUUGGGGUGUCAACUUACCAGCACACACGGUAAUCAUUAAAGGAACACAGGUUUAUAGUCCUGAAAAAGGACGAUGGACAGAGCUUGGGGCCCUUGAUGUUUUACAGAUGUUGGGAAGAGCUGGUCGACCCCAGUAUGACACAAAGGGAGAAGGCAUUCUCAUCACAUCCCAUGGAGAGCUGCAGUACUACUUAUCCUUGCUCAACCAGCAGCUUCCUAUUGAAAGCCAGAUGAUUUGUAAGCUUUCAGAUAUGCUCAAUGCAGAGAUUGUCUUGGGAAAUGUACAGAAUGCAAAGGAUGCUGUUAACUGGCUUGGUUACACUUACUUAUACAUUCGCAUGCUGCGGAACCCUCCACUGUAUGGGGUGCCUCAUGAUGAGAAAAGUGGAGAUCCCCUGCUUGAGCGUCGUCGCCUGGACCUUGUACACACUGCAGCAGUAAUCCUUGAUAAAAACAAUCUUGUGAAAUAUGACAAAAGGACUGGUAGCUUUCAGGUCACAGAUCUAGGACGAAUUGCAAGUCACUUCUACAUUACUCAUGACUCAAUCCAGACUUACAACCAACUGCUGAAACCUACAUUAAGUGAAAUUGAACUAUUUAGAGUGUUCUCCCUAUCUUCAGAGUUCAGGAACAUAACUGUUCGUGAGGUAAAGUUCACCACUCUCAAAUAUAGUGUCAUUAUCAAUAGUUUUAUUUUAGUUUAAUAUUCCAUUUAGUGCAAAACAUAUUUUCAG
Molecule: messenger RNA, 3412 nt
Organism: Polypterus senegalus (gray bichir)
Lineage: Eukaryota; Metazoa; Chordata; Cladistia; Polypteriformes; Polypteridae
Product: U5 small nuclear ribonucleoprotein 200 kDa helicase-like
Exons: 22
Coding region: 233-3382 (1049 amino acids)
Cellular component (GO): nucleus
Molecular function (GO): nucleic acid binding; ATP binding
Source: RefSeq, a predicted model, not a curated record